Messenger RNA from Mesitornis unicolor (brown roatelo), 570 nucleotides. Its product is annotated as translocating chain-associated membrane protein 1-like 1. The record is from RefSeq and is a predicted model, not a curated record. Gene Ontology annotation, biological process: SRP-dependent cotranslational protein targeting to membrane, translocation; protein insertion into ER membrane. NCBI's taxonomy places the organism in Eukaryota, Metazoa, Chordata, Aves, Mesitornithiformes, Mesitornithidae. Gene Ontology annotation, cellular component: endoplasmic reticulum membrane.
AUGGGGCUCCGCAGGAAAAGCAAGAGUCCGGCAGCACUAAGCCACAAGUUCGUCAGUCAGAAUCAUACAGAUACUGCUUCCUACCUAGUAAUGGGCUUCCUACUUGGGGUUGAAUUUCAGGUCCCAGCCAAGUAUGCGAUCAUCUUUAUUGCUGUGCAGUACAAUGUCACCUAUACCACUGAUUACAACAGUGAGCAAUUUCAUUUCUAUGACUGUGCUCCAGAAGACACUGCCGCAAUCUUCUUCUACAUGCUUGUAGCUAUUAAUCUGCAUGCUGUAAUCCAGGAGUACAUAUUAGAUAAAAUCAACAGAAGUCUGCAUGUUUCAAAAACAAAACACAGCAAAUCCGAUGAAUCGGGACAGCUAGCAUUUUUCUACUACUGUUCUCUGUUUUCAUUUAUAUGGGGAGCAAGUGUUUUGAAUGCUAAAGAAUUCAUGAUGAACCCAACCUCACUCUGGAAAGAUUGUCCCCAUUCUUGUAUGCAUUUUCAGGUAAAAUUCUUCUAUAUUUGCCAGAUAGCCUGUUGGCUUCAUGCACUGCUGAAGCUAUACUUCCAAAAGAUCCGAAAG